This is a messenger RNA of Suillus bovinus, 771 nucleotides long. RefSeq lists its product as uncharacterized. The transcript is spliced from 4 exons. Lineage: Eukaryota; Fungi; Basidiomycota; Agaricomycetes; Boletales; Suillaceae. The record is from RefSeq and is a predicted model, not a curated record. Bases 1 to 771 code for a protein of 256 amino acids.
AUGGAGGUCUACAUUCCCCUAGAGAUCGUCACUAAAAUAUUUACUCUGGCCACUCGAACGAGAGGAAUCGCAGUGAACUGGAUUGUAUAUUCUAAAAGCACAUAUUUGUGGUUCGAAAAAGUUCUUUAUGAAAAGGUCGUACUUGAGGAUGAAGAGCAGGCGUCUCAUUUUUUACGCUGCAUCGGUGUCAGGUACAAGUACGAGGAGUUCGCUCGCACGACAAUCUCUUCCUUGUACCUCGACAAGGGCAUCGCGCACACAACAAUGCACGACAUUAUAUCGCUGUGCAAAGGAGUAAAGAACUUGCACUUGUCAUCUCAAUCUACUGCAUUCAAAUGGUUAAUUCCAGGGUCGAAGGUAGUGAAGUUGACCAAUUACAUUCUCACACAUCCAACCCUCCAAGUACUACUCUUUCACAUCAAGUCACACCGCUCGUUUUCAUAUUACCUCAAGGAAGGUAAUAUAAUCGAUCCUCGAAUCGUCAUCGCUCCUAUGGAUUUUUGUAAGUGGGAUGACUUAGGACGCGGACACAUGUUACUGUGGGAACUCGCGGAGGCGAAGGUCAAGUUACGAGAUCCAAACCACAGACGCAUCAGAAAAACCACCAUUAUCAAUAGAUUCAACGACUAUUCUAAUUUGGAUCGAAUCCCUGAACAGGCCGAAGAGAAUGGGGUAAUAUCGUCCAUCAACGCUGAGGCGUGGGAUCCAAAUGGUGAUGUGGAAUACAAUUCAGACGAAGAACUUGAAGGCGUUGUGAGCUUUGGAAUAUGA